AUAUAUUUCAGUGCAAGUCUGGUCGACUCAACUGCAGAAGAGCCGUUCGAUCAUUCCAUCGACAAAGGAGGGUUUGUCACGUCACUACACAUGCCGUUUGCUGUCAUGUCACUCUCGCCCAGGUACGAUGGAUGCAUCAACCAAAGAUGGACACAGAAAAAACAAAACGCUGCACAGCCGGACGUCGGCAGUGAGACCUUCAGUCAGUCAGUAAAUGAGUCAGUCAGUCAGCAGCCGCGGAGGUCGUAGCCAUGUUUUCGCUUCUUGCGGCAGGGCGAGGGCGAUCGUGAUGCGGCGCCGUUGCCAGCAGGGGCCGCGGGAGCAGCCACAGCCCGCCCACCUGACACACAAGGCACACCCACCCCCCACACACACAGAGGUCUCUCUCUGUCCCCCUUAGCACCCAAUGCCCCACUCAGUCAGUCAGUCGGUCAGAGAGUGUCGUACCUCCGUUGCCCCUCCGCCGCUUCUUGGGCGAUUCCGGCACCGCCUCCUCCGACACGUUGUCCGUCUCAGGGCUGGCCGGGGGACAGGCCAUCUCAACGUCACCACCACCACCACCACCAGCACCCGACGAGCCACCACCACCAAGCCGCUUGGACCUGCGCCGCCUCCCCGCCGAGGGCUUCUUGGCGAUGGCCUUCGCCGAGGGCUUCUUGACGAUCGCCUUGGGCUUCUUGACGAUCGCCUUGAGCUUCUUGAGGAUGGGUUUCUUGACGCGUCGUCCACUGGCAGCGGCGGGGGCGUGCGUGUGUGUGUGUUUGGGGCAGGUUGGUGCAUGGCGGUUGAUGCGGUGCUUCUUGUUGUCUUUGGUGACGGGCAGGUAGCCGAGCUGCUCGGAGGCACAGGCGAGGUGCAUGCGGCUCUUGCAGCCUGAGGCAUGGCAGCCUGCAGACAGACAGACAGACAUAAACGACUCGUCUGGUGUGGUCUGGUGUGGUGGCUGGUGGGUUUGCUUACACUUGAGAGUCGCCCCGAGUUUCUUGCAGAUGACGCACUUGUGCUUCCGCGCCUCCUUGAUCGCACUCGCAGCAUUGAACCACCUGACGCACGCCCAAGCAAGCACACACAAAGGCAGUCACUCGUGUGUGUGUGUGUGUGUGUGUGUGUGCCUGGAUGUCUGUGUCUGUGUGUGUGCUGUCCGAACCGUGAGCCGUCAGUAUUUGAGACACAGUGAGUGGACGAGUAGAGGCACUGCUCGUGGGCCAUGUGGCGCUGGCCGUCGUCCGUCUCAAACACCCCCACCAGCGGACGCUCGAAGCUGCACACACCACCACCCACACGUGUGUGGAGAGUUCCAUCCAUCCACCGCUCGGUGGCUUACGUGUGCGCGCCGCCGCAGAAUGAGCAGUUGAACUUGCCGUCCAUGAGCCGCUGAUGCUCACUGCAACAUCCGCUCAUCCAAAUGGUUGGACUACCGAGCGUGUGUGCGUGUGUGUGUGCGUGUGCGUGUGCGUGUGUAUGUGUCUCUCUACUUCACUUCCCCCCGCUGCCUUGCUCCCUCCCUCCCUCCCUCCCUCCCUCACGUGUGUGACAGCCCGGUGAGGGAGUCCUCCUUGCAGGUCUUGGCGUCGAACUCGGUCUUGGCGUCCACACCCGCGUCGAUCCACUGCUCCCCACUGCCGUCGACGAACCACUGCACACACCCCAUUCCCAACACACACACACACACACAGACCGUGUGUGCUGAAGAGUGAGUGUGUGUGGCCCGGUGGGUCUGGUCUGUCUGCUCACCUUGUGCAGCCCCUGAGUGGAAGUGACGCCGCCUGCGAUAGCGUCGAUGAUCCUCUGGGCCUCACGCACACCACUGUGGUAGGCCCCAUGGACCGUGGCGGGGUAGUGCUUGCAGGUGUGCUCGCCUGUGGGCGAGUGUGGUUGUGGUGUGGGGAAAUACACGAACACAAUCCCGUAGGACUCUCUCUCUCUCUCCCUCUCUCUCUCUCUGUGCGGGUGUGUGUGGUUACCUGCGAAGAGGCAUCUGCCAACGGGCAUGGAGAGGAGGUCGUAGUCCAAGCAGGAGCUGCCGGGCGGGAUGUAGGAGUAGCUGCCUGUGGGGUGGGUGGGUGAGGUGGACACACACGACAGACACACGGAUAUAUGGGAUAGAUAGAGGGGUGCUUAGAGGGAGGGAGGGAGGGAGGGGAGGGGAGGGUGUGUGUGUGUGUGUGUGUGUUUCCCACCUCUGGCACGAAUGUCCUGCCCCCAUUUGGUCCGCAUGAAGUGGGUCGGCUCGGGCACCUUGACCUGUUUGCCGUACACCUUCCGCAACACCUGCACACACACACAGAGAGAGAGGUGGGCUGCACCGCACAGACCGCACCGUACCUGGAGGCACUGUUUCUUGAGCGUGUUGUCGUCCAUGGCCUCACUCUUCUUGCCCAGCUCAGCCGGCAGCUGCACACACAACACACACACGUCGCCAUGUGUGUGUGUGUGUGUGAGUGGACGACGCACACACACAAUGAAGGCGUGGCGUACCAGUGCGAGGAUGGCCGGCUUUGGGUGGCAGAGAAUAAAUUCGAAGAACCAGCCCUUCUCCUGGCCGCAGUAACCUGACGACACACACACGCACGCGUGCCCACGACCGAAGGCACAGGUACCUUACCUAUGUGCCGCUUGGCGGUGGCUUGGUCCCACCACACCUCGUCGAACACAAGCCACACCUUACAAACAACAACACAACACAACACACACACGCACAACUCAAUCCAAUCCGCCUCAGUCCAUCCCAUCUCACCCACCCACCCACCCACCUUGUUGAGCAGUCCGACUCCCAGCCUGUCGAUGGCCUCGGUCUUCCACUGAGGCAGCGGCGGCUCGUACGUCACCGUACCUGGAGGGAGGGAGGGAGGGAGGACAGGCACACCAGACACAACACAGCGACACACACAUACGUCCCUUCCCUUUGUGUGUGUGUGCGUGUGUGUGUGUGUGUGUGUGCACCGUUGUCCUUGGCCCGUCUGGUGGGCGACUCCGAUCGGUUGCUAGAGCCGCCUGUGGCGGCGGCCUCGACGGACUUCUUGAGCACGCCUAACACACACACACACACACACACAAAGGGACGGAGCACUCAGUCAGUACCCAGGAAGUGCGCAGGGUGUCCGUCUGGUACCCAGCGGGCAGGUGUCUAUGACAAAGUCGAACUCCCCAAUGGGCUCCAGCUGGCCGCUCUUGUACAAGAGCACCUUGUCGCCCACACGGCAGACCUUCCGGACGGCCACACCUGGCAGGCAGGCAGGCACCACACACAGACACAGACAGACAGACAGAGGGUAUGGCUGUGUAGUGUGGUGUGGUGUGUGGUGUGGUGGAGGGAUGGACGGUGUCGCGUCGCGCGUACCGAAUUGGACGUCGACGCCCUCAGCGAGCUUCUCGGGGAUUUUCUGGUAGCCGUCCUUGAUCAUGACGUGCGGGCCGGGGUAGGCCGUUUCAUCGUCCUGGAGGACGAUGUGUCAGGCAGGCAUCAGACAUCAGACACACACACGAAUGUGUGCGGUGUGCGGUGUGCGCAGACACAUUCACAACACAACACAGGCCGGCCGCUCGCUGCGCUGCGCUGCAUUGUCUGUCACUUCACUUACGGCGUGCCACUGCUUGAGUGAGAGGGCUUUGUGGUCCGCGCCGGUGCUGUACUCGUCCUGGGACUCAUGCCACUCCCACACACGGCGGGCAAGACCCUCCUCUGACACACACACACACACACACACACAGAGAGAGAGAGAGAGAGUGGCCGUGUGUGUGCUUCUGACGCACCCUACCCUUUGCUUUGUACUGCUCCAUGGCCCCCCCUGUGGACAGCAUGAGCUGCUCCGACAUCGGCAGAUCGCUCGCCGCCUCUUCGGCCUCCUGUAAGGUAGGUAAAGGUGUGACGGUCCCGUGUAUCUAUCGGGCUCCCACUGUGUGUGUCUGUGAUGCUCUGCUCACGAUCAUGGCGUUGUCGUAUUUCUCCUGGACCUCCCUGUGCUUGUCGGCGGGGAUGGCGAAACCGUUGAAGUCCACCAUGACUAUGUUGUCGUCCUGCAACACCACACAGGCCGGCAGGUCAGGCUCAGGUCAGGUGCAUGUGUGUGUGCUUCCCCCUCCCCUCCCCCUCCCCCCACCCCUCACUUACGCCUCGUUUGCUCUUGUCCAUAACCUGCGCGUAGGUCUCGAGCUUGAACUGGUCCGCCAGCUUCUUGACCGGAUUGCCGUCCACGCCGUGAAUGAAGGACGCACCCUGUGAUCCAUCCAUCCAUCGUCCAACCAACGCCUCUCUCAGUGACUGACUCACCUGGUCGAUGCCAUUGACGCCGCCCGCGUCAACUGAGUGCACGCGGCCGCCUACUCGGUCCCGAGGCUCGAACACCUGCACACACGAACACACGGAGGAAAAAUCCUUAAUCUGUCUGUGUGGCCCAGCCCAGCCGUGUGGCCCUGCUCACUCACUCACCGUGACCUUGACGCCCUUCUUCCUCAGCUCUGACGCAGCCCUGCCAACACAGUCAGGUCAGAGCCAUCCGCACACACAAGGGGUUACUGACUGACAUGAAUCUCGGGCGGUGUGCUCCCCUCCCCUCCCCUCCCGAGGCCCUGCCCUCUGCCUACCCCAGACCAGCCAUCCCGGCGCCAAGAAUGCCCACUCGGCAAUCCGUGAAAAUUUUGUCGUGGGACGGCAUCGAUGAGGGGUUCUUCGCCUUCGCCUGCCCUCGAGUCUGCCCUCCACGCAUCCUAGAAGGCGCGGCGGGGCUCUUUCCUCGCGCCAUUCUUAC
Vitrella brassicaformis is the source of this 4748-nucleotide messenger RNA. The record is from the annotation of a GenBank genome assembly. Lineage: Eukaryota; Vitrellaceae.